UUGAUGAAGUAUGAACAAGACAUCGGAGGAUUCGGCUUCCGUGACAGAUUCAACGGAUAACGUGUUUCUAAGACACUUCUGAGCGACUUCAACUCUCCUCAGCCCUCAAAAUCUUCAUCACAGCAGCCGGAGCAACAUUUCGACACCGGAGAGAAAUCUGACAGGAUUUACCUGAGCCUGCUCGAGAUAAGGAAAUAAACCAAUAUACCAACAUUGCAAAAAAGUCGGGAGAGAGAAACGCUCGCUUCCUCAACACUUCGCCCAAAUAAAUUAUAGCCUAUAUAUUAUGGACAAUGUAACCUAAGAGCUAGACGUAGCCGACUUCUCCGGAUUCAUUUCCACAUUUAGUUAUGCGGAGAAGCCACCUAGUCUUUAUUACUGGACGAACCGCACGAUUUCGGACGAAUGCGACUGAGACACUGGAUUCAGAUCAUAUCGUCUUGAUGCAUGCAGGUUUGCGCUGGUCAAUAGAUUGAGACUGCUCUGUGAAGUCUAUAGAGGACCGAGAUCAGACAUCCAACCGUAUGUUGUGGGCAUGUUGCCCUCACCCCAGGUGUGCGUGUCUUUUCUGGUGACAGUGAGCACAAUGGCAGUGGUUGACCUCUACCUGCUGGAGCAGAGCAUGCUGGGACCUCGAGGUGGAACACGUCCUGCGGUAUGGCCAUGUGUUGCUGUCGCGCUGGGUGACCUGUGUUUCCUGCUUGCACUGCGCUUUGUCUCUGCUGGAGUGGUCUCAGAAGCUCAUUCUCCCCGCCGGGGCUUUGCCAACUCCCUCUGGUUCCUUUUCCUCUCUCUGCUGCAGCUGAAGCUUUUCUUUGUGUGUCAAAAUUACAGACAAGAGAGGCGGCCUCCAGAUCCCCUCGCCCGUAAGACUUUAACUCUAUUACUUUCUGUCUGCCUGCCCUCACUAUUUCUCAUCCUGACAGGAGCAGAUUACAUGACCCCCCUUCGCAGAAAACAGGAGGUGCGGAGUCGACUUCUGUGGGUGGUGGUAGACUUGCUUGAUGUACUGGAUCUUCAAGCUGGGCUAUGGGAGGUACAGGGCAGCGUGGGGGUUCCACUUUGGGUUGAGGGUAUAGUUUUCUUCUACUGUUACGUGUUGCUGCUGUUGCUUCCGUGUGUGUCGCUCACGGAGCUGGGUGCUACAGCACUGCCUGGGCUGCAGGUGGCUCGGAAGGAGGCCAUCUAUCCUUGGCUCAGUUUGGUCACCAUUAAUGUGUUUACACUUGUGCCGAGGGGGGUAGGGAUGCUGUGGUACAGGGACCCACGUGUAUCUACAGUGUUUCUGGGGAAAAACCUGCUAGCUCUUGCAGUGAAGCUGAGCUCUGCCUGGGAGAGGCACCGAAAGAGCAGCGGAGGGGUGCAGAGAGCAGGAGCCAUCACUAGACCUGGAAACCAGAAUCGUGGGGUGGCUUUGGAACAGGCAACGGAGCAGGAGCAAGGGUGCACAUCUCCAACACCGUCAUCUACGCGCUAUCACACACUUUCACGCACUCAUGGGCACAGCCACUCACUCUCUCAUGUGAGUCUGGAUCCCACUGAGACCUCACUGGGGCCAGCUUAUAUUUCCCAUGAGCUCUAAACAUCCAAGGGCAUGAAAAGCCCUGUAUCUGGAACUGGGCUUGUGGUACAUGAGCAUCCCUGGAGUCUCUGUGCUUUUGCCAAGAUUAGUAGAGAUCUCAUUUUAUUAGCACACUUUGUCGUUUGUACAACUGAUGAUUUUUAAAGCCAAACAUGAGCAGCCUACUGUGGUGUGAAGCUCCCAGACAAAAUGAUAAUAGGGUUGAGGUGGGAGUUGUUUUAAUUAAGUGCCUUCUUUAAAGAGCAACAAUUAAUAUUGUUAUUCUGGUUCAGUUUGGUGU
Xyrauchen texanus (razorback sucker) is the source of this 1862-nucleotide messenger RNA. RefSeq names its product transmembrane protein 265 (gene tmem265). NCBI's taxonomy places the organism in Eukaryota, Metazoa, Chordata, Actinopteri, Cypriniformes, Catostomidae. The record is from RefSeq and is a predicted model, not a curated record. Bases 536 to 1582 code for a protein of 348 amino acids. The transcript is spliced from 2 exons.